AUGGCGGCUGUGCUUUCCUCUAUAUCGCUGACUUCGAGUCACGUCAACGAUUUGACUGUUCAGAUAACCGAUCCGUUUGCCAUUCACGGUGCUAAGAAGCGCCCGCUGACACCCACUCGUCUACUGGACGAGAUGCCGGAAGUGUCGGUGGAUAACCUCACGACCCCCAAGCGGGCACCUAGUUACUCCUCUAUUGGCUACACUGUGAUCCCCAAGAGUGACACUGUUGUCGCUAUCGACCCACACGAUCUCAAGCUGCUUAAGGUCAUUGGUCGUGGCACCUACGCCCAUCAAGUGGCCUUGGCCAAGCACAAUGGAUCUCAGAGUCUGUACGUCGUCAAGACGCUGGAUAAGAGUAAGCUGCUGCUGCACAAACAAGUGGUACAUACGCUUACGGAAAAGAAGGUGCUUGAAAAGCUGUACGGCCAUCCAUUCAUCAUCAAGCUCUACUCGGUCUUCCAGACGGACCAUGAUCUUAACUUUGUACUCGAGUAUUGCCAGGGUGGCGAGCUCUUCUUUCACCUGCAACAGCAGUAUUCACAAAAAUUUGACGAGCAAGCUACUCGAUUCUACGCUGCAGAGGUGCUUGCAGCUCUUGAGGAGCUGCACACGAAUGGCGUCGUAUAUCGUGACCUCAAGCCUGAAAACGUCCUGCUGGACUCUCAAGGACACGUCAAGCUAGCCGACUUUGGCUUUGCAAAGCAGGAAAUGAAGCCUGGUCAACGAACGUUUUCAUUCUGCGGGUCCCCCGAGUAUUUGUCGCCCGAGAUGGUCAAGAAGGACGGCCACGGCAUUGAGACGGACAUGUGGUCCUUUGGCUGCUUCAUUUAUGAGCUCCUCACCGGCUUGCCACCAUUUCAAUGUGAAGACAUGCUUCGCCUUUAUCGGUUGAUCCAGCAAGGACGUGUGUGGUACCCACCAUAUCUCUCGGGCCACGCAACGUCGCUGCUGAAGGGCUUGCUGUGCAUCAACCCCACCAGCCGCCUUUCAGCAGCACAAGCCAUGGAGCACCCAUUUUUCACGCUGUCGCUCGAUUGGGACGAGCUUUUCCAGCGCCGAAUGACGCCGCCAAUCGUGCCGGUUUGCCACGGACGCGAUUGCACGGACAACUUUGACGACGACUUUACGAACACGCCGGUGUCGUCACUCAAGCUGCAACCGGGCGAUAUCAUCAAACGCUUGCGACGUGACGACAGCUCUGGACUAGUCCCUCGGACAGACGCGUUCCAGGACUUUUAA
Molecule: messenger RNA, 1239 nt
Organism: Peronospora farinosa
Lineage: Eukaryota; Oomycota; Peronosporomycetes; Peronosporales; Peronosporaceae
Source: the annotation of a GenBank genome assembly